Molecule: messenger RNA, 408 nt
Organism: Paraglomus occultum
Lineage: Eukaryota; Fungi; Glomeromycota; Glomeromycetes; Paraglomerales; Paraglomeraceae
Source: the annotation of a GenBank genome assembly
AUGAACAACAAAAGCGCUAUCGUUGUCUUGUUGAUGGCUCUUAUGAUAAUCACAACAGUCACGGCCGUUCCUGCGUACCAAAAAAGAGCUUGCGCUGAUUUUGUAAUCACUAACCCAAGAGAAGGCGAAAAAUUCGAUAAUAAUUCCCAACAAACGGUUACUGUCGAUGCCAAAAACUCAGGCAUCUCCGACAUUUUAGAAGUCGAUCUUUUCCGAGGGAAUGGAACGUAUUAUAGCACGCUGUGGGUUGGAGACAAGAAAGUAGGCGGUGACCCAGUCUCAAUAUCGUUUACCUUGGAAGUAAAUCCGCAACUUAUUCCCGGAAUAUUUUUCUAUCGAGUAUGGGCACAAGAAGCAACGGGGUCGAAUUGCUUUCAACUCAGCCAUAACUUCACUAUUGAAAAGUAA